Xiphophorus hellerii (green swordtail) is the source of this 1579-nucleotide messenger RNA. RefSeq names its product adenosine receptor A1-like. Bases 286 to 1275 code for a protein of 329 amino acids. Gene Ontology annotation, cellular component: dendrite; synapse; plasma membrane. Gene Ontology annotation, molecular function: G protein-coupled adenosine receptor activity. Gene Ontology annotation, biological process: G protein-coupled adenosine receptor signaling pathway. NCBI's taxonomy places the organism in Eukaryota, Metazoa, Chordata, Actinopteri, Cyprinodontiformes, Poeciliidae. The record is from RefSeq and is a predicted model, not a curated record. The transcript has 2 exons.
GAGUAGUCAGUGAAUAGGAGGGAGUGAGAGAGUAGGGAAGAGUGGUGAUGUGCCAGUUCUGGGUUCGUUACAGAGAUUUCGAAUUUGAUGCAGAAGAUUGAACAGUCAGUGUGCCUUCAUGGGCUCUAAAUGUGGCAAGACUAAAGUUACAUCUGUCUCAGCUGAACUACAUGUUUACUGGAAGAUGUUUUUGCUGAAGGAGAACACAAAAAGGAGAAAAGGAACUAAUUCACAUUUUAUUACAAUCUGAGCAAAGAUAAGUUAGAUACUGAACGAUAAAAAAAGAUGUCCUCUCCAGGUGUCAAGCCAAGGGAGCAUGUGGAUGUGGCGUACAUCUCCAUUGAGAUAGCCAUUUCUGUGGCCUCUGUCCUAGGGAAUGUAUUAAUUGUGCUUGUGGUGUAUGUGAACCAGGCUCUCCGUGACACCACCUUUAGCUUUAUUGCAUCUCUGGCUGUGGCUGACAUCGCUGUUGGAAGUUUGGUUAUCCCUCUGGCCAUUGUCAUCAGUCUGGGAUUCAGGACGCAGUUCUACACCUGCCUCAUCCUCUCCAGCCUGGUGCUGAUCAUAACUCAGAGCUCCAUUCUGUCCCUCCUGGCCAUAGCUGUCGACCGAUAUCUGCGCAUAAAGAUUCCCACAAGGUACGGCGACAUAGUGACCCAGGGGAGGGCGUACAUGGCAGUUUGUAUGUGUUGGAUCCUCGCCAUCCUCAGUGGAUUGGUUCCAUUGGUUGGCUGGAACAACCUGCACCACGGGAACUUCAGUAACUCCAAAGAGAUAGUUUGUGAGUUUAAAACUGUUAUUCGGAUGGACUACAUGGUGUACUUUAAUUUCUUCGUCUGUGUGGUGGUGCCACUGGUCUUGAUGAUCAUUCUGUAUGGGGAGAUCUUCAGAGUGAUCCGGCAGCAGCUCAACCGCCGUGCUGAGGCCACUAGUGAUGGAGAAAAGUACUACCGAAAGGAGCUGAGGCUGGCCAAGUCACUGGUCUUGGUGGUUGUUCUUUUCAUAAUGUGCUGGAUGCCAAUACAUAUCAUAAAUUGCAUCGACUUCUUUUGCUCAGACUAUGACAUACCCAAGUUUGCUGUGUAUAUAGGAAUUUUUAUGUCUCAUGUAAACUCAGCACUCAACCCGAUGGUUUAUGCAUUCAGAAUGAAACGGUUCCGUCUUACUCUGAUCCAAAUAAUUCGCCGCAGCAUAUUAUGUAACCCAAUGGUGCCCACCCGAUGCCCUACUAGCGCAAUAGAAGGGAGUGAAAAUAUGGGUGUGAGCCUAUAUUGAAGAACUUUAUUUGGUAACAUUUUGUUUGACGGAUUGUGAAUAAGACUGUAUUGACACCGUCAUAAACAUGACAUAACACCUGUUAUGAACAUGAGUAAGUCUUCAUGAAUAUUUAUGACUGUUGUCAUAAAGUGUCAUUUGGUAAAUCAUGACACUUUUAAUACAAAGUUGACAUUAUUCAAACUGUCUUCAUUUUGAUAACUUGACAUUAAGUAAAAAAUCAUGAUCUGACAUAAAUUUGUUAUAAAAGUAUUACUGAUUAAACUUUAGCUUUAAUAACAUGAAGCUACAUAUUUUUAAAGUU